AUGGAAAAACGCUCUCCUCCUCAGCUGAACCAGCACAUUCCCCAGAACAACGCCGAGGCCAACGACAACAGCAACAAGCGUUGCUUCUCAGGACAUCAUCUGUGCCAGACAGUGUUGUGUCAGAUAUGCGAUAGCCAGACGUACGUCAGAACUGUCACGAAGAUCGGGGUAUUCGAACCGACCGAGAUUCUGUUCGCAACCUCUGCCAAAGAAUCCAAGUUGUUCUACAUCAUACAGGAGAAUAUCCAAGAUACUACAUUUACCUUUUUAGACCGCAAGUUCUGGUCGGAGAGGGCUGGCCAUGACUAUGUAGACCGGCUCGCCUUUUCUGGGGAUGUUGAACCCAUCAAAAUCGUCCUGGGAGGGAACUAUUAUGCUGCCUGCUGCUUUGCUGCGGUCUUAAAGUAUGUCGAGCUGGAGCUAAACAGAACCUUCACCUGCCACUCGCUUCGUAUCAGGUUCGAGCCAUCACAGGGGUCCAUGUCCAUUGAUCUAUCCACAAUUGUCUCCUUGGAGUUGAUCCAAAAUAUACACAAUGCGAAAUCAAAGGAUAGCCUGUACGGACUUCUCAAUGAGACUCUGACACCUAUGGGUGCAAGGCUUCUCAGAGCCAACAUUCUUCAACCAUCAACCGAGGAAUCAAAGCUGCAAGCACGAUACGAUGCUGUUGAGGAUUUGUCUACAAAGGAGGACAUGUUUGUCUCAGUGAGACAAGCUCUCAAAGGCUUUGUUGAUGCGGAUAAAGUUCUUACUUCUCUCAUCCUUGUGCCCAAUAAACGAGCCUUACAAUACGCUGAGCAGUCUGUCAACAAUGUCAUCAUGGUCAAGACAUACGUGGGAUCAAUCAAGUCAGUUUACAAGGCACUGAUGGCAGCUCAAAGCAGUCUUCUAACAACCAUAAGAGAGGUAGCUCUAUGUGCCCCAGCAGGCCACCGGGCUGUUCAGCAGAUGAUUGAAGAGACUCUCAACGAGCAUGUCACAUACCAAACCCGGCCACUUGAUCUCAGGAACCAGCGCAUUUACUGUGUCCGGGCUGGUGUGAACAGCCUCCUCGACGUCGCGAGACAAACAUACAAAGAAGCUAAUACAGAUGCCGCGGAUCUCGUAGCAGAGCUAGCAGAAACGUACAGUAUAGCCCUUGACUUGAAGUUCGACAGAGCUCGCCAAUACUACAUUAGUCUCUCGGCUACAACAGUAGAAUCCUUGCCAGACGUCUUCAUCAACGUCUUUCGCAAAAAGAACCGUAUAGAGUGUCAAACGCUCGAUCUCGUUAAGCUCAAUCAGAAGAUCACAGAUGCACACAAUGAAGUCAUCAAUAUGAGCGACGAAACGGUGCAGGGACUAAUUCACAACAUCUGCUCAGAGAUCUCAGGACUCUUCAAAGUAAGCGAAGCCAUUGCUAUUCUUGACAUCCUAACAGCGUUCGCCCAAUUAGCAACAUCAAACGACUACAUCCGGCCUGAACUGACAGAUACUCUCGCAAUCAAAUCCGGACGUCAUCCGAUCCGCGAGAAGAUACACACGAAGAAGUUCAUCCCCAAUGAUGCCUACGCAACGCAACAGUCUCGCUUCCAGAUCAUCACAGGCUGCAACAUGAGCGGCAAAUCCACUUACAUCCGCACCCUAGCGCUGAUGACCGUAAUGGCGCAAAUCGGCUGUUUCAUCCCAGCAGAAUAUGCAUCAUUCCCCAUCGUCCACCAACUAUUCGCACGAGUCUCCACGUCCGACGACCUCGAAGCAAAUAUUUCGACCUUUGCCGCCGAAAUGCGCGAAAUGGCCUUCAUCCUCCGCAACAUCGAACCGCGCAGCAUGGUUAUCGUCGACGAACUAGGGCGCGGCACCAGCACAACAGACGGCCUGGCCAUAGCCAUCGCCAUCGCGGAAGCACUCGUAGAAAGCCACGCGCUAGUCUGGUUUGUGACCCAUUUCCGAGAUCUCGCCUUAAUAAUGGGCGAGCGCAAUGGCGUCGUGAGCCUCCAUCUCACGGCAGAAGUAUCCCCCGAUGCUUCGAAAAUGACCAUGCUCUACAAGAUAGCCGAAGGCAUCGAUACGAAUCAAUUCUACGGCCUCGCUCUAGCCAAGCUUGUUGACCUUCCCCCAGGUGUCCUCGAAACCACACAGCAGGUAUCAGAGAAACUCAAUCAGCUCGCUAAACGCCGACAUAGCAAGUCCAGAGCCUUGGCGGUGACUCGUAGACGGAAUCUGAUCCUUUCGCUGAAAGAACAACUCCUUCUAGUCCGUAAUAGAACUAUGGAAGGCGAAGCCCUUCGGAAAUGGUUGAAGCGGCUUCAGGAUGACUUUGCUCUGAGUAUGGCUGCUAUCGACGAGGACGCGGCAUGUGCCAGCGACGAAGACGCUCCUGCGCCCAGGGAAGUGUACGAGGACACUAGUUCUACCGGGAACCUUCUUUUCGAUGAUGAGGGCCCUGAGGUCCAUCAUAGCUCUGAACUGGGUGAAACCCUGGUGCAAACUGCUGAAGGUCAGCUUGGAAUUCCUGAGUCAGAAGCCCUUCUCGAAAGUCCUAAUGAUUGUAUAUCACGACUAUUAGCUCCUCCCUCGGACGUCUCCGAGGGGCCUGUAGAUGGACUCGCCACGUCGCGUUCUGAAAAUAAUGAUGAUUCCUCUGACGAACAGAAUCCCAUUUCCUCAAUGAAUACUGAAUCCUGA
This is a messenger RNA of Aspergillus niger, 2667 nucleotides long. RefSeq lists its product as uncharacterized. Gene Ontology annotation, biological process: mismatch repair; reciprocal meiotic recombination. The coding region runs from base 1 to 2667 and encodes 888 amino acids. NCBI's taxonomy places the organism in Eukaryota, Fungi, Ascomycota, Eurotiomycetes, Eurotiales, Aspergillaceae. The transcript has 9 exons. The record is from RefSeq and is a predicted model, not a curated record. Gene Ontology annotation, molecular function: mismatched DNA binding; ATP-dependent DNA damage sensor activity; ATP binding. Gene Ontology annotation, cellular component: nucleus.